Molecule: messenger RNA, 349 nt
Organism: Closterium sp. Naga37s-1
Lineage: Eukaryota; Viridiplantae; Streptophyta; Zygnematophyceae; Desmidiales; Closteriaceae
Source: the annotation of a GenBank genome assembly
AUGCUCAUCCCCGCUCUUGCCCAUCGCCCGCCCUUCCCCCUCAAAGUCCCCUCCCUUCCCCCUCCGCGUGACCCUCGCCCCCUUCCUCCCCUUCCUCUCUUCUUCCCCCCUUCCUCUCGUGUUCUUCCCUUCCUCUCGUCUCCUCCCCUCCUCUCGUCUCCUCCCCUUCCUCUCGUCUCCUCCCCUUCCUCUCGUCUCCUCCCCUUCCUCUCGUCUCCUCCCCUUCCUCUCGUCUCCUCCCCUUCCUCUCGUCUCCUCCCCUUCCUCUCGUCUCCUCCCCUUCCUCUCGUCUCCUCCCCUUCCUCUCGUCUCCUCAUCUCUCUUUCAUCUGAUCUCCUCUCCUUCUUCU